UGCACACAGCUCGAUGACUGGAACACCAGUAUUAAGACCAAGAGUGUUUUGUGUUGAAAUCAUCAACACACAGCAGUAACCGAAGAGAGAGAGAAAAAGAACAUAUAUAUUAUUAUUUUUGCAGAGAACAUUCAAAGACAAGAAAACACAGCCAGUUCAAAACCAAACCAAAAGAAAAAUAUUAUAUUCACAUCGUGUAACCGUGGUGUGUGAGGUGCACGCUGAUACAUUAUUUUUCAUAUGAAGCAUUUUUGGCCAAACUGCUUGAGUGUGUUCGAAACAAAUUAAAGAAAAAUUGUGUAUUUGUUUCGAAUUGAUUUUCUAUAUAUACAUGUAUGUUGUUUCGUUUUGCUGCUUUUGCCGAUUUUCAACGUGUAAACUAUUUAACCAAAAAAACCGAAAUAAAAAAAAAGAAACGAGAUACUCAUUCAGAUAACAUAUUCCGAGCAUUAACCGACACAAACAAUUCAAACAGAAGAAAAAAAAAACAAAAAAAACAGAUAUAUAACAAAAUUAACCGAUAGAGAGAGAAAGAGCCAAUCAACAUCAUAAACAUGGCAACGGAUAAAAUAAAGGUUGCAGUUCGAGUACGGCCAUUCAAUCGGCGAGAAUUAGAACUAAGUACACAAUGCGUUGUGGAUAUGGAUGACCAACAGACAAUCCUGCGAAAUCCAGCGUCAAUAGAAAAACUCGAACGAAAACAACCAAAAACAUUUGCAUUCGAUCAUUGCUUUUAUUCAACGGACAAAGAUGCACCACACUUUGCAUCGCAGGAGCAUGUAUUCGAUUCGGUUGGCCGUGAUAUUUUGGAAAAUGCAUUCCAAGGAUAUAAUGCGUGCAUAUUUGCAUACGGACAGACAGGUUCUGGAAAAUCUUACACGAUGAUGGGAUCGCAAGAUAAUAAAGGAAUUAUACCAAGAUUAUGUGAUGAACUUUUCUACUCAAUUUCAACAAAACAAACGCAGGAUUUAUCAUGUAAAGUUGAAGUAUCGUAUAUGGAAAUUUAUAAUGAAAAAGUGCAUGAUUUGCUGGAUCUAAAGCCAAACAAGCAAUCGUUACGAGUGCGUGAACAUAAUUUACUUGGUCCAUAUGUGGAUGGUUUGUCACAAUUGGCGGUCACAUCAUUCGAAGACAUUGAUAAUUUAAUGACAGAAGGUAAUAAAUCGCGUACAGUAGCCGCAACGAAUAUGAAUGCCGAAUCGUCACGAUCGCAUGCUGUAUUCUCGGUGGUGCUAACACAAACCAUAACCGAUCAAAAAUCCGGUGUUACGGGUGAAAAAGUGUCACGAAUGUCGCUGGUAGAUUUGGCUGGUAGUGAACGAGCGGUUAAAACUGGUGCCGUUGGUGAUCGACUAAAAGAAGGAUCAAACAUUAAUAAAUCACUUACAACGCUCGGUCUUGUGAUAUCAAAAUUGGCCGAUGCAUCGAGUGGAAAACGAAAUGAUAAAUUUGUACCGUAUCGAGAUUCCGUACUCACAUGGUUGCUCAAAGAUAAUUUGGGUGGUAAUUCGAAAACGGUUAUGGUUGCAACAAUUUCACCAGCCGCCGAUAAUUAUGAAGAAACAUUGUCCACAUUGAGGUAUGCCGAUCGAGCGAAACGAAUUGUCAAUCAUGCUGUCAUAAAUGAAGACCCAAAUGCUCGUAUAAUUCGUGAAUUAAGAAUGGAAGUGGAAGCAUUACGAGAGAUGUUAAAACAUGCAACCGGUUCGCCGGUCGGCGAUAUUGACAUUCACGAUAAAUUGGCCGAAAGUGAAAAUCUCAUGAAACAAGUGUCACAAACGUGGGAAGAGAAAUUGGUGAAAACGGAACGUAUUCAAAAUGCGCGUCAACAAGCGCUGGAAAAAAUGGGCAUCAGUGUACAGGCGAGCGGCAUUCAAGUGGAAAAGAAUAAAUUUUAUUUAGUUAAUUUAAAUGCGGAUCCAUCGCUCAAUGAAUUGUUGGUGUAUUAUUUAAAAGAUCGAACAUUGGUUGGCGGUAUAAGUUGUACAAUACCACAGCCCGACAUUCAACUCAAUGGUUUGGGCAUUCAAGACGAACAUUGUACACUGUCAAUUGAAGAUGGUAGCCUAUUUAUGGAGCCAAUAAAUAAUGCACGUUCAUUUGUAAAUGGUUCGGCGGUAACAUCGAAAACAUUGUUGCGACAUGGUGACCGUAUUUUAUGGGGAAAUCAUCAUUUUUUCCGUGUAAAUUGUCCAAAAACAGCAAAAAAUGGAUCAAAUCAUUCAUCCGAACCACAAACACCAGCACAAACCAUUGAUUAUGCAUUUGCGCGCGAAGAACUUAUGCAAAAUGAAAUGAGUAACGAUCCAAUUCAAGCGGCCAUCGAACAAUUGGAGCGACAACAUGAAGAGGACAAACAAACCGCAUUGGAGAAACAACGAUUGGAAUAUGAACGUCAAUUUCAAAAGUUGCGAAACAUUUUAUCACCAACAACACCAUAUGCACCAUACAUUCCAUACGAUCCGUUGAAAGUGGGCAAAGUGGCCAGCACACCAACUACACAAAUGCGCGUCGAAAAAUGGGCACAAGAACGGGAUGAAAUGUUUCGGCGAUCACUUGGUCAACUCAAAGCCGACAUUGUACGUGCCAACGCAUUGGUACAAGAGGCCAACGUACUUGCCGAAGAAAUGGAAAAACAAACCAAAUUUAGCGUUACACUACAAAUUCCACCGGCCAACCUCAGUCCAAAUCGACGGCGCGGAGCGUUCGUAAGUGAACCGGCCAUUUUGGUGCGUCGCGUUAAUUCGGGCAGCCAAGUUUGGAGCAUGGAAAAGCUAGAAAAUAAAUUGGUCGAUAUGAGAGACAUGUACCAGGAAUACAAAGAACGAUUGAUUAGCGGACGUCCCAUUGUGGAUCCUCGUGUGGAUAAUGAUGAUGAUGAGGACGAUGAAUCGAUUAAAACAUUGGAUCCAUUUUAUGAGUCUCAAGAGAAUCACAAUUUAAUUGGUGUUGCAAAUAUAUUUCUUGAUGUAUUGUUCCACGAUGUGAAAUUGGACUAUCAUACGCCAAUCAUAAGUCAACAAGGUGAAGUGGCGGGUCGUUUACAAGUGGAAAUCAGCCGAACGGCCGGUCAAUUGCCACAAGAUCGAAUGUGUGAAACAGCAUCCGACUCAUCGUCCGAUUAUCGUGACGAUGAUUACAUGAAUGAUUCGAUAAAUAAUCAAGUUACAUGUCGUAUAACAAUUAAACAAGCAACCGGUUUACCAUUGUCACUAUCAAAUUUCGUAUUUUGCCAGUACACAUUUUGGAAUCAUCAAGAAACCGUUGUACCGGUUGUUAACUCCGAAGCGCCACGUCACAAUCAAAAUAUGUCAUUCAAUUUUGAUCAUUCGCAAGAAUAUACGGUCACAAUAAAUGAAGAAUUCCUUGAACAUUGUUCGGAGGGUGCAUUAUCGAUUGAAGUAUGGGGUCAUCGAUCGGCUGGUUUUUCACGUAACAAAGGCUGGGAGGUGGAACAACAACAAGCCAAAGCCCGUUCAUUGGUCGAUCGUUGGGCCGAAUUGUCGCGUAAAAUUGAAUUAUGGAUGGAAAUUCAUGAGCUAAACGAUAAUGGUGAAUAUACACCGGUCGAAGUGACCAAUCGUACGGACGUACUAACCGGUGGCAUUUAUCAAUUGCGACAAGGACAACAGCGUCGCAUUCAAGUGCGCGUUAAACCGGUACAAAAUUCCGGCACAUUGCCAAUUAUAUGUCAAUCAAUUUUAAAUAUUGCCGUUGGCAGUGUAACUGUACGCUCAAAAUUACAAAAACCAAUGGAUUCGUAUCAAGAGGAAGAUUUAACGGUGUUACGUGAAAAAUGGAGUGAAGCGUUGGGACGCCGUCGCAAAUAUUUAGAUCAACAAAUUCAAAAGCUUAUUAACAAAGAGGAUAAAACGGAAGAGGAACGUGAACGUGAAUUGAGUUUGGUCCAUCAAUGGAUUUCAUUGACCGAAGAACGAAAUUCAGUGCUUGUUCCAGCCGCUGGAUGUGGCAUACCCGGUGCUCCGGCCAAUUGGUGUCCACCACAUGGCAUGGAACCGCAUGUUCCAGUUUUAUUCUUAGAUCUCAAUGCCGACGAUAUGAGCGCACAAAAUUCGAAUGAAGAGGUGCCCAUUGCCGGAAUCAAUUCCAUUUUACCCAAAGAGCACGGAAAUAAAUUUUAUACAUUGCAAAUUCUGCAGCAUUUAGAGAAGGAUGUGUGUGCCAUUGUUAGCUGGGAUUCGUCACUGCAUGAUAGCCAAGCAUUGAAUCGCGUCACUGAAGCCAAUGAACGGGUAUAUUUAAUUUUGAAAACAACUGUACGCUUAUCACAUCCAGCACCAAUGGAUUUGGUACUUCGCAAGCGAAUUAGUUUAAAUAUUUAUAAACGUCAAAGCAUCGCGGAGCGUUUAAAGAAAUCAAAAUGGUUGGGACGCAGUGAUUUGAAUAUUACACAGACUGGUGUUACCUAUGAAGUUGUAUCCAAUAUACCAAAAGCAUCGGAAGAACUGGAAGAUCGUGAAUCAUUGGCUCAAUUGGCGGCCAGCGGUGAAGAUAGUUCAGCAUGCGAUGGCGAAACAUACAUCGAAAAAUACACGCGUGGUGUGUCGGCAGUUGAAAGUAUUUUAACAUUGGAUCGUCUGCGGCAAAGUGUUGCAAUUAAAGAGCUAGAACAAAGCCAUGGUCAAUCAUUGUCAAUGCGAAAGACCGUCAGCGUACCAAAUUUCUCACAGGCUGUGAAAGACACAACACACAAUAUUGGAAUUAUGCGUUUUGAUGCAUCGAUGGAAUCACUGAUCAACACCGGACGCUCUGAAUCAUUCGUUGAUCUUAACGAAAGCGAUUUAGCACUAUCCAGAUCGGUUUUGAAUCAAGGUCGUGACAUGUUUAUUUCGUAUCAAGGUCAUGGCGGUGCAAAAGGCAUAAAUGAUGAAUCAAUCAGUGGAUCGUCAAAACAAUAUGGACUCGGCUCUAUCCUGUCAGCUCGACCAACAUUCUUGAAUCUAAAUUUAAAUCUGAAUUCACUGCGCCUGCAACAAACGUCUUCAAAACCAUCGCCGGCAAGUGGUAAGCUUGGCUUACGAAUGACGACACUGCACGAAGAGCCAUCAUCACGUCACACCUUAAGCGAAGAAGUUGAAGAAAAUUAUAGUGACUCUGAAUUGAAUCAAUUUGAUGAGAGUGCCGUUCGAAAGCCACCAUUAAAAUCACGUUUUCCCACAAGCAAAACGAUGGGCUCAUUACGUGAUAUCGGAAACAAUUAUCCAUCGAUAAGUAGUUCAACGUGUAUUUCAAAUAAUGUGACAAAAAACGUGCGAAAAAACGCGACAAACGCCUCGAAUAAACCAUUAGCAUCCGGCACGCCAAGCAUGACCUCAUCCACAUCAUCUAGUGGCUAUGGAUCACAGGCGGUUAGCAAUAGCAAUCUUACAAAUGACGAUGCUUUGUCGCUACGCUCAAUGAGUGUUGAUGAGACUCCAGAUUUUGAUCGAAUUGGUUCGUCGCCGCCGAAACAAAAUUCACAAUUGACGACGACACCAUAUACGCCGGGUAGUGGACAAAAACGAUUCAAUCCAUUCAUGAAAGAUACACCAUCAUCGAUUUCAGACUCACCAUCGGAUAGUCCAAACGAUAAAGCGAUACAAUCGAAACAAACAAUCGCUCAACAAAAUGAACAACAAAAUGACGAAAAUAAAAACAUUAUUAUUCUAAACGACGAUAACAACCAAAACGUACUCAACACACAAAAUAAAGAAAAUCACAAUCAAACAUUGUCACAAACAACAACCACCACCACCAACAAUACAACACCAAAGACAUUUAUUGAAGAUGAAACAACCGCGACAACACCAGUUAAAAUGAUCAACAACGAUUCUGAUGCAAAUGAAAUGAACUUAUCACAUAGCGAAACCCCAUUACCCGAAUGGAUCACGCUCAACGAAUCAGUCCUCAUUAGGCCAUACAACCAUAGCGGUGUCAUCAGUUUUAUUGGACCAACACAUUUUUCGAGCGGUACAUGGAUUGGAGUCGAAUUAGAUACGCCACAGGGUAAAAAUGAUGGAACCGUUCAAAAUAUUCAAUACUUUUCAUGCAAACCCAAACAUGGCAUUUUCGUACGAGGUGAUAAACUAAUUCAAGACAAACGCGGCAAAGCUAUGCGAGCUUAUAAAGCGGAAAAACUAGCCAAAGAGCGUGAAAGUUCAUUGACGCGUUCAAAGAGCCGUGGUGAUUCAUUGAAUACAGUUGGAACGGCGCGUAAGUGAUUGUAUCGGAAAUGUUCUCACGACAUUGAUACGGUUAUAACGCAUCCAUCAACAGCCGAUCGUCCGCCGUCCGGUCGAAAAGUCAAUCGUCGACCGAUGAUCAAGUCGAAAUCAAUGCAAAGUGGGAACAUUUCAUCUCCAAAGCUAAUAAAUCGCAAAUGGAAAUAUUAGAAGUAAUUUAUAAAAAAAAACCAACAACACAAAGUUCAUCCGCACUAUGAAACGUUAUAAACAAAAUGACAUUUUCAAUAAAUGUGUAAUAAUGCAAGUUAUAUAUGUUAAAACUGUCCGAGAGUGGUCAGCACAAAACAAAAUGUGAGAACAAAAACCAGCAAAAGCAACAAAAGAAACAUAUUGAUGUUGUUAUAAACAUACAUUCACACACACACACACACACACACACACACACACACACACACACACAAAAACACACGAAACUAUGCAAUAAUAUGAAGAAGAAAAAAAUGAGUAGCCCGUGUUUUCUCUAUGUGCCUUUGAAAUGGCACGGACGCAGAAGUCUGCACCUUUGCGUAUAUUUAUAAAGAAUGAAAGAAAUGUGAGAGUGUAGCUAUAUAUGUGUAUGUGUGCGACAUUAGUUGUACGUCUGAAUACAAGUGAACAGUAUCAUCAUUGAAUACGCAAAGGUGCAGAUUUCUGCGAUUGUGCCAUUUGAAAGGCACAACGAGGGAACACGGGAAGAAUGAUAGAAAAGAACUUGUUGUGUUGUGAAUGCAAAAGAAAAAAAAACAACACACAAAUACAAAAUUAUGAAUUAAAUUUAAAAAAAGACGGGAAAAAGCAAGAAAAAAAAUUAGAAAACCUAAAGUAAUAAAUUAAAGCAUAUCGUUUAAAUUAAUUUCUAUAUUUCUUGUGCAAACAUUUUUUUGCGUUUUCUCUGUAUUUCUAUCGAUAGCAAAAUAUUUAGGCAUUGCAAACUCAAUCACACUGAACAAUGACACAUGCGAACGAGAGUGAUAUAGAUAAAAAAAAAUCUUUCGACCAAUUUAUUUGUUUGCUUCUCUAAAGACAAAAAUCUUGGUUAGUUUCAUCCGAGCCCAAUAUCUUUUUGUGUCAAUACAUAAUCAAAUCCCAUUGUUUUUGUUGCCGAAAAUAAUAUGCAUAGGUUGCUUUCUGUGUGAAUGAAAACGUUGAAUGAAAAAAUUUAAUGAAACAAAUAUUCUGACAAAAAAAUAUUAUAACAUUAUGAAAGUAGAAUUUAAACGCUUUCGGUGUCAAAGUGUGAUUUUAGUUUAAAUUUUAGAAUAACAUCAUAAUUUCCGUGCAACAAAAAAAUCUCUGAUUCCGUAUUAUAUUUUAUAAAUUAUUUUGAAUUGGUUUUUUUACACCAUCAAAAUGGUGGCGAGAAAAAAAAACGAUGAAAAAUUUGGUGCAUAAAUAUGGUACUGAUUACAGCUGAAUUGCGAUGUUACAGGCCGUAAAAUUUUACGACAAAUGUACAUCCUUAUGAGAGACGUGCGUUUGUAAUAAUUUUUUAUUUCAGUCUGCCGAAAAAUAAAACAACAAACAAAAUAACAUUUUUUUACCAAUUUUGAGCUUUCAGUUCUUGUAUCUUAUGAAUUUAGUCCGAUUUUAAUUCGUUUAAUUUCAAGAAUUUUUCUUUGUUCGUGUAAUAUCGCACAUGAAUUUUUAGAUAUGAUUUAUAUUGUUAAAGUUAUUAGGUGUUAAUAAAUUAUGCAUGUUUGUAUAUAUAUACAAUAACUGUAAAACUAUACUGUCCAAAUGAAACAUAAAGGAAAGAAAUAACAAGACACAAUGAUAGAAACUAACAAAAAUCGACGAAAAAGAAGAAUGAAAAGGCUAGACCCUCAAUGAGAUCGAAACAGAGAGAGAAUUACACAAUGAAUAAACCAUUUUAUUUUAAUUAAUUUUGAUCGAUAGCAAUAAAUUGUGAACAAUGGGACAAAAGUAAAAUUGAGUAUGUCUGUAGGAUAAAUCAGAAACUUAAAAAUCUAAUAAUAAUUGAACAUUUUUCGAAAUGAUAUGUAUUAAGUAAAUGUGAAAGAUAAAAAGAGAGAAAAAAAUUUGGAAUAUUUUAUGAAUUGGAUUUUAAGGGAAAUCAAUAAAUGAUUUUUUUAAACUAUAAGCACACACACACGCAAAAGAAAAGAAAAUACGGCGUACGCACGCUGCUUGCCUUAUUUGUUUUUUUUUACAUGUAUUAUUUUGAGAUUUUUCUUUUAAAAUUAAAUCUCGUUUUUUUAGUUCAAAUUGUAUAAAAGAAUAUUGUAUUAUAAACAACAUUCCGUUUUGAAAAAAAGACAUUGUUUUCGUUUUUUUCUAUGGUUUAAUCUAUGUUUUGUUUUUCUGUUAAUUUUUCUUUUUAUUGCCCGAUUCUCAUUAUAAGUGUAUUUUCUUAUUUUGAUCAUCACUUGCUACUCAAAAUACCAUAUAUAUAUUUUUGCACAUCUUUUUGCCGAAGAUAUGCCUUCGAAAUUGUAGCCGAAACGAUGAUAAACGAAUCAAAAUUCAAUCAUCGAUAACAAUCAAUUAAAUAAUAAUUACAUAAAAACUUCGUUUGAAAUGCAAAAUUAGUGACAACAUAAAAUAAAUGGAUUUUGCCAUAUCUAUGCAAAUUAAAUUCUUGCCUAUUACAUCCGAUUUUUUUUAUCGCACAAUAACAUCGAAUGUGUUCUUUCUUGGUUCUAAUAAUUUUGUGCAUCUAAAAAUUGUAAACCAAUAAGAAACAAUACUAUUUAGCUUCUCGCGGUCACAUAAACAAUGACAUACAUAAGAAGGUUUGUCAAUGAAUUGCAGACAAUGUACUGAGAUGAAAAUAGGUGUCUCUUGUUUUAACUGGGCGUUAAAGCUAAUUUCAGUCAGAUAAUUUCUUUCACCAAGCCCCAAAUAUCCCAGUACAAUGUCUAGGGAGAUUGUUUCUUUUGUGUCAAGCAUUCGCUCUUUACCAGCACGAUGACAAGUAUUUUCACCAUUGAAUAAAGGAUUUAUGGCGAUAAAAAAUAUGAAGGAAAUAUUAAUCAAACGAUCGAAUGAUUUCUUUUCAAACAUAUUCUUUAGUAAAUUAAAAAAAUCCAAAUGUUUUCACAGUGAAAAAAUGCGCUUCGUUCGUUUUGUUUAUUAUCAUUUAAUAUAUCAUUGUUUAUUAUCGUUCAAUAACGAUGCCUGUUACUCGUCCGUACCACCUUUCGCCCAUAAAUUUCCAAUCACACAUAUUCAAAUUUCGUGAAUUUUAUCAAUGAAAAGAUUUUUUUAAAAACAUUUUCUCAUCAAAUAAUUUUUGACACCUUCAACAGCGGAAAUCAUUUUUAACGAUGAUAAUUGUUGAUGUCCCCUAGAAACAUUUCAAAUCAUUUGUUAUUAAUCAAAGUAAUUUUAUAUUGAUAUGCAGUUAUGUAAUUUUUUGUUUAACGAACAAACAUUUCACAAAUUAAUCGAGAACAUAACAUGAAGUCGUACUUAGUAAGCGUCAAAAGAGUAUUGUUUACUUGUCAGGAGUCGCUCCUGAAUUCGUAUUACUAUACAGCGCACCUUUCAUAGCUAGGAGCGGAUCCCAGCAAGCGUGCUCUUUGUGAUUGAUAAUUUCCUGCUCUGAUCCUGAGAAUCGACAAAGUAGCGGCUGAUACAGAUCCAAAAAUGUAAUAAAAAUGUCAUUUUUCGUGCAUGUAAAAUGCUUGUGUGAGUAUAAUCCAGCUGAAAUGAAAUUAAAGUGAAAAAAGUGAGAGAAAAGCAAAAAAGGUCCCAAAUAAAAACCGAUAAAGAUAUUGAAUCACAUUCUCAAAUUGUUGAAAGAUUUUGUUAAUUUUGAUGAUGUAUAAUUGGCAAUUUGACAAUUCUUUUAUCACAGCACACAUUUUUUUCAGAAAAAAAUCCCAAAACAAAAAGAAAUAAACUUCAUGGUAAUAGUUGUCGAUACAUGAGGGAGGCUUCUAUGAUAGAGAAAGUCGAAUAUGACAGAUGACAUGAUAAAUAACCGCCCGUAGUCAUAGAUGAAAUGAAACACACAUACACAAAUACUUAGAAAAGUAAAAAAAAAUGCGUCCCUCUACACAAAUUUAUGACGAGAAAAUGAUGAUAUAUAAGCAAUUUGCAAACUGUCCAUUGUUAAAAUGAUAGCUCAUAUUCAAAUGAAAAUUGAAUUAAAACCAAAAAAACCAAAGAAGAAGAAAAAAGUCGGUGAAAAAAACGUUUUUCUUUCAUUCUCCAAGAAAUAAAGCAAGACCAACACUCAAAUUACGUCCUGUGGUUGUUAUUAUUGGAAUUUACUGAGCAUUCAGAAAAACGAACCACACAAAAUGUGAAAAAUCAAUGAAAUUACAUAAUUUUUAUUAGAAUAAAAGACAAAAAUAAAAUUAAAUCUCACAUUGAACAUGAUUAGAUCCAUCCAUUUCUAUUUAGGAUAUUUGUAGUGAUAUUAAAAUCCAUUGACAUUUUUGAAAUAAACGUAUCGCAUGCAUGUCCUUUUUAGAUAAUAAUUACAUUGAAAUCCCAUUGAGAACAAGAACAACAACAACAUUAAUACACAUAUUAUUGUCAUUUGUACUAGAACAAAAACUGUCCAUUUAAUCCGUUUGAUUUGAAUAGCAAAACACUCGUUACAACCGAUAAAUGGAAUCGAUGAUCAUUCUUUUUUCAUCACGAUGCGAUAAUAGUAGAUUUAUCCACAGGCUGAUGUUCAGAAGAGGGAGAAUGGUGAAAAAAUGAAAAAAUCGAAGAAGGAAAGAGCGAGAUCCCCAUUGGGAGGAAUGGAAAUAAUUUUGCUUAAAAGGUCAGUUCUAGCAGAAAAGUAAAGGGGAGAAUUAUUUUUCACCAUUUCCCCUUCGCUGAGCACCGGUCUCUGAAUAUAUCAUUUAAAUUCAUCAACAUGUGAACUGUUUUGCUCACAUCCGGUAUCAUAAAUAGCUCGUUUUAUUGCCGACCCGAGCCAAAUAUAAAUAUUAUAACUAACAUCUACACUCCACUAUACUCUGAUAAUCUUGUUUACAUACAUUUAACAACAAAUAAAUUGAUAUACGUAGCCCAUAGAUGUGUGGAACAACAAUUAUAACAUCUACAAAUAACAACAGCCAAAAUGAAUAUCUUACGAAUAAGUAUAGAAAGUGAUUUUGUUCUCUUUUCUAAUGUCACCAAUAAAAAAGCCGUCAGUCCAAUUCUCUCCAGCAAACAAAAACAAAUUACAUUCAAUAACACAUUCAUCAAUUAAGUAAUAAUAAUAUUUAACAAACUGCAAAAAUGUAUCUCUUUUUAACAGAGAAAACGUUACGUCCGAAAUGAAUUUAGCCCUCAGCCCUUCCUAAACAGAAUGAAUCACACAUAAAAGGGUAAACGUCAUGUAAUUUGAUGUACAAUUCCACAAACAUUUUUCGAUGACAUAGAAUAUGCAACGAUUUUACAUUCAAUCAAAAUGUACAAUUUCGUAUUGAAUUUUGCUUAACGCAUUUGAUAUCACUCCAAUCAUUUUUUUGCAUCGAAAAAUCUUCGGAAUUAAUUUGAUUCGAUGUUCAUUCAGUUCUGAACAAAUCACGGUGAAAUUAAAAAAAAAAUCAAAAUAAAUGCACUUUUGUCUAAACUAACCAGUAAACGUUCAAAUAUGUCACAUCCCGAUUUUCGAUUUUUUGCAUUUAAUCGGUAGAGAGACCCAAAAAAAAAAAUAAUUUGAACCAUUUUUGCCCAAAUUCAUAUUUGCGCUUUUUAGGCAAAAAAUCGAAAAUCGGGAUGUGACAUAUUUGAACGUUUACUGGUAAGCGUCUAUUUAAAUGUCUAUCUAGAUCUAUUCUAAUCAAUUGAUUCUGUGCGCUUUUUGGGACUAAUCGAUUUUCAAUUUAAGAUCAUUUUUUUCUAAUACAAGAGCAGCAAAAAAUGCUUAGAUUGAAAUCCGAUAUGCAUGCAGAUAUGUUUCCGAAACAAAUUGGAAUCAUUAAAUUAUAUUGCUUACUAAUAUUUUCAUAAGAACUCUCAACAGAAUGAAUAUUUCCGCUGAAGUAUUUAAAAAAUUCACAAUCUCCAGUUUUCCACAUAUUUACACUCUUUAAGACCCUGCUCGCACAGAACCAUUUACUCGACGCAAUUUCAUCAAUGGCAUUGAUCCAAUUGAUUCAUGAAAACAUUUCAAUCAUUCGCAUGUCACAUGAUCGAUGGCUUUACUUACUAUAAACGUAUCAUUCCAUUGGAGCACAGCUUACACAUUUAAAAUAAGUUCAUGAAACCAAAAAGAGAUAACUAAUCUCGUCGACUUAUUGUUAGAAUUUAGAAACAAAUUUAUGCAAGGCUUUUAUUCGAAAAAGAAAGUCAAAUCAUCAAAAGUCCAAACAUUUUUACCGAAAAAUCCUUUUAAAAUGAUCCAUUUUGGAUAAAAACCGAUAUUACAUUAACAAAAGUAGAUUUGCUUUGCUUUCGCUUAAUCGCAUGAGACAAGACAGUACAGUAACUCUCAUCCAUAUAAUAAGAAAUGUAAUUAAGUUUCAUUGCAUGAUCAAAUACGGUUACGUUUUAUUGUCAUAUUAGUGAAAACAAACACCAAUACAAUACAUUAUUUAUAAACAUUUACCGUUAUGCCUGUGACAACAUAAUAAAAUAAACCCAAAACAGAACACACACACACAUACACAUAUAUAAAUUAAUGAACAUGAACACACAUUUUUCACAACUUAAAAUGAACAUUUAUUAUUCUCUUGAAUAUUUUUAAUUUUAAUUUCACCGUUUCUAAAAUAGCAACACAACAUAGAAUAGUGAGAGCGAGAAAGUGUGUGACAGAGAGAGAGAGAGAAAUAUACAAAGAGGCAUCUAUGAAUAGCAAAAUGAAAGCAACUCUCAAAAAAAAAAA
Contarinia nasturtii (swede midge) is the source of this 13020-nucleotide messenger RNA. It is a transcript of the gene Khc-73, whose product is annotated as kinesin-like protein KIF13B. The transcript is spliced from 23 exons. Gene Ontology annotation, biological process: cytoskeleton-dependent intracellular transport; microtubule-based movement. The record is from RefSeq and is a predicted model, not a curated record. Gene Ontology annotation, molecular function: microtubule motor activity; ATP hydrolysis activity; microtubule binding. NCBI's taxonomy places the organism in Eukaryota, Metazoa, Arthropoda, Insecta, Diptera, Cecidomyiidae. Gene Ontology annotation, cellular component: microtubule; kinesin complex. Bases 555 to 6221 code for a protein of 1888 amino acids.